AGCAGCCACUUCAAGAACUUCUUUUCCGGAGGGUGACAGCUCCCAUUCGUGGCCAUGGGAGCUAGAGGCAGUGUCUGGGUCGGAUAUCAAAGUCAACUUCCGCAAUAGGACAAGGAUAAGAAGAAGUGAGUGGGAGAAAGACUGCAUGCGGAGAACGCGGAAUGAUGACCGCUUUUUCCUCGCUCAUUUCGACGCAAUCAUUUCUUAAGAUUACUACCUGCUCUUUGCUCUAAUUAUCCAUCUCCAUGUAGAUAUUGUUUGAAGCUGUGAAGGUGAUGCGUUGUCUCCACAAUGACGCCUAUAAUAUGAAUGCAAGGAAGAUCAUGCUGAAUUGGGGAAAGGUGAAGCUCUAAAAAUCGGGUCUGUCUACCUUCAACCUGUGGUAUGUCAUCGAGACCGCCACUAGGGAUAUCAAGAAGAAGCUUCUCGCAACUUAUCCUGCAGAAUCGCGCUUGCGAGGAUUGUAUGCGAGGAUAGCCGCGGAUGGAAAACAAGUUGAGGAUUUGGGUAAGAG
Molecule: messenger RNA, 514 nt
Organism: Amoebophrya sp. A25
Lineage: Eukaryota; Dinophyceae; Syndiniales; Amoebophryaceae
Source: the annotation of a GenBank genome assembly